Messenger RNA from Sphaerulina musiva SO2202, 2605 nucleotides. RefSeq names its product multidrug resistance protein fnx1. The record is from RefSeq and is a predicted model, not a curated record. The coding region runs from base 266 to 2227 and encodes 653 amino acids. The transcript has 2 exons. Lineage: Eukaryota; Fungi; Ascomycota; Dothideomycetes; Mycosphaerellales; Mycosphaerellaceae. Gene Ontology annotation, molecular function: transmembrane transporter activity. Gene Ontology annotation, biological process: transmembrane transport.
CAGAUCCACAUCAUCACUUUGUCUGCUUUGCGAGAUGCCGAAUUCCGCAGGUCCUGUCUUGGGAUCAUUGAUUCGGCCUUUAGCGAAAGAAUUUGUCUCGGGGAGUCUAUGACGCUGUCGUGCCAGCGCGACGUUGGAAUGCAUUUUCCAUCUACUUGACAUAUCACAAUAGUACAUACACGCUGGACGAGACUAGAACUAGUUCUCGGUGACGCAAUCCAAGCACAACAAGCUUGGCCCUUGAACUUCAAGAAAGACGGGCAUCAUGACUACAGGUACACACGACGACACGGCCACGACGACGACAACGACGAACGGCGUAUCGAACCCAGCAGCACAAACGACGACUUCCACAUCGAACCCAGCAGCAGCACAAACGACGGGUGCGACGACCUACCAGCCUGCACCACAAUCGCAAACACAAACACAGCCCACGUUGACGACAUUGGAGGGACAAGAUGUUGAAAAGGAUCGCCAGGGUAGCACAUCAAGAUCGAGUUCAGAUCUUGCCAACGAUGUCGAGAAGCAGGAUGACAAGCAGGAUGGAUCACAGGACGAGGAGCAUCAAGAGCUGGAGCAAGCGGUAAGCAAGGAUGGGAAGAUCAAUGGACGAUCGAAGGGCAAGAUAGCCAUCAUCAUGCUUGCAUUGUGUAUGGCUGUCUUCUUGGCUGCUCUUGAUGUGACCAUCAUCACAACUGCUUUGCCAACCAUCAGUGAGCACUUCAAUUCUACUGCCGGCUAUACAUGGAUUGGAUCAGCGUUCCUGCUGGCAAACUCAGCCUCGAUUCCUUCAUGGGGAAAAGUCAGUGACAUCUUCGGACGCAAGCCCAUGUUGCUGCUUGCCAACAUCAUCUUCCUGAUCGGCUCUUUGGUGGCUGCUUUAGCCAACAGCAUUGGCAUGCUGAUUGCUGCCCGAGCGAUCCAAGGUAUUGGCGGAGGUGGGCUCGUCAUUCUCGUCAAUAUCGUAAUUGGAGAUUUAUUCCCCAUGCGAAUGCGCGGAGCCUUUUACGGUGUGAUUGGUGGUGUCUGGGCUAUCGCUUCCAGCGUCGGUCCCAUCAUCGGCGGAGCUUUCUCCCAGUAUGUCACAUGGAGGUGGUGCUUCUACAUCAACUUACCUCUGGAUGGACUGGCCUUCUUCAUCCUUCUCUUCUUCCUAGAUAUUAAGACACCACGGACACCAAUCUUGCAAGGACUAAAAGCCAUCGACUGGAUAGGAUCCUUGCUUGUCGUGGGCGGUACUCUCAUGCUGUUAUUUGGUCUGCAAUACGGUGGUGUCUCUGCGCCAUGGGACUCCGCUCGAGUACUCUGCUUAAUCAUCAUUGGUGCCUUCACUCUUUUCCUAUUCGGCAUGUGGGAGUGGAAGGCUGCCACAUAUCCAAUCAUGCCAAUGGGCUUAUUUGCCUCUGUCAGCAGAGCCUCGACGCUCGCCAUCGUCUUCUUGCACGGGAUCGUCUUCAUAUCCACGAGCUACUAUUUGCCACUCUAUUUCCAAGCAGUCCGAGGUCAGUCGCCAAUCAUGUCCGGAGUCCUGGUUCUGCCAACUGCUGUAUCUCUUGCAGUCACGUCGAUUGCGACAGGCGCCUUCAUCGCUAAGACGGGCAAAUUCCUUCCGCCCAUCUACUUUGGAUUCUUCUUUCUGACACUUGGAUUCGGACUCUACAUCGACAUUGACGCGCACAGCUCUUGGGCGAAGCUCAUCAUCUAUCAAAUCAUCUCGGGAGCUGGAAUUGGACCUAUCUUCCAGUCUCCCAUUAUUGCACUCCAAGCGCACAUCAACCCCCGCGACAUUGCCACUGCCACUGCUACUCUCGGCUUCGUACGUCAGCUCGCAACCAGUAUCUCUGUCGUCAUCGGAGAAGUCGUCUACCAGAACGAGUUGCAGAAGAAGAGUGGUCAGAUUGCUGCAGACAUUGGUAGUGACGCUGCUAACCAAGUCACCGGAGGCAAUUCUGGCUCGAGCACGGAGUUCAUCAAUUCACUGCCGAGCGGGCAGCGCGAGGUCGUCCGAGUUGCAUUCGCUGACUCAUUGCAACCCAUGUGGAUCAUGUAUACCUGCUUUGCGGUAGCGGGAUUCCUGGUGAUGUUUGGUGUCAGGCAGAAGAAGCUUUCACGAGAGCACGAGGAAACGAAGACGGGCCUUGAGGCUGAGAAGGCCAAUGCAGUGGCACGCAAAGCCGAGGCAGACGAGAAGAAGUUAUCGAAGGCGGAAAAGCGAGGCUCCAUAUAGUCACUGCAGGCUUGACCCCGUUUACAAGGUCAUACCUGCUUGUGCUAGUGGUGACAGCAGUACCGAGGAUUCGGCGAGGAAGAUCACAGCGCAACGGGAGCACCCGAUGUGGCGAAGAUGCCCACUGCUAUGAGUACGGCCGCGAAUUUCGACUCCAGGACGCUUUGAUUUAUCUAACGAUAUUGCAUUCUUAAUGUUUCAGAAAUGGCUGAAGGAGAUGUAGUCCUGGCAGUACUCACAUCGCAUGGCAAGGUGUGCCGUGCAGCUUCGCGGGCCGGAAAAUAGACAGAAAAGUACUUGUAUGAGAUGACAUGGAUGUGAGAAGAUAGAUUUCGGGAAGAAGAGCAUAGCAUGACUUUGAGAGUUAUUAGAUACCCA